UAGUUUUGCCCCUCUUUGGAACCCCAAGAGUCACUUACAGCAGUUUACAAAAAGACACUCAAAUUAAUAUCACAACCAAAUCUAGGGAUUUUUUCAGACAGCAUUUUCCAUGUUCUUCCCUGAUACCAUACCAGGGAGCAGCUCUUGGCAAAAUCCUGGUGCAACUUUUCCAGUCAUCUCCAGCCAGUUUAACUACGGGUGGGGGAUGAUGGGAGUUAUACCCCCACAAUACUUGUGAAUCCAAGGAUGUGGAGUGGGGCUGUGCAGAUGGGACUUAGGAUGGAAGCAGUCUUUUUUUUUUUGGCAGUCCCCAGGCAGCAAGUCAUCUUAGCCAGCCAGCCAGCCUAAAUGCACCAGAGUUCAUAAUUUAUUUGUGGCACAUAAACAAGCCAGAGAGAGUGUGUGUCUGUGUCCUUGCUUGACUACUGUAGUCAAUUCUUACACCCCACGGGGAGAUAUACAAACCUGAAAUAACGUAAAAUUGUGAUAUUUUAAGCUAACAUUUUCUUCUGUUUUAUGUUCUGUGGUAUAGCAGUGUUAGCUCCAGGGGUUCUGUGCGGGGAGGUUUGGGCAAGUUCAAAAGGUACUCAUGUCCACAGUGGGCACUUUUUCUUGAAUGGAUCCAUGUCCUCCUGCCAGUAUCCGUUUGCUUGCCGCUGCCUCCCACCCGCUCUGGAGUUGAUCUGUAUCACUACCCAGAGGAAUGGAGGAAUAUUGACUAAGAUGGCUUCAUUGACUCGACAGAUAUCCAGAUGUUUCCCCUUGCUAAAGAAAAACAGUAUUGUGAAUAGUGCAAAACAGCUAAGAAAACAAACUGUCAAAUCAUGGACACUUCCUCUUCAACAAUCCGGAUUGCCAUUGUUUUGUCCUUACAGAUACUCAUGUCAACUAGCGUCAAAGAACUCUAAGACUGUACUUUUUGAUAACCAUUUACGAUUCUGUAGUUCAAGCACUGCACUGAAUCAGAGUCCAGAUAAUAAUUCAUCCUUAGUUAACAGACCAGAAACUGAAAUAAUAUCCAGUUUGUAUACCGAAGCAUUGCAUGAAGAAGGAUUAGAAGACACUUUGCCUUCAUCCCCUUUUGAGGAAGUUUUGGAAGAUGAGGCUCUUCAGAUCAGGGCUGAGCCACCACUUCCUUUUGAAUCGUUCACGCUUCAAGAUUAUGUCGAUCAUUCAGAAACACUGCAGAAGCUGGUGCUUUUAGGAGUUGAUUUGUCCAAAGUGGAAAAACGUUCAGCUGCAGGCCAGCUACUUCUCAAGUUGGACUUUGAAAAAGAUAUAAAAAACAUCAUCCUGUUUCUCAAGGAUGUUGGCUUGGAAGAUAAGCAGCUUGGGCCAUUUAUCACAAGAAAUCCCUAUAUUUUCAGAGAAGAAGUGGAAGAUCUAAAGACAAGGGUAGCUUAUCUAACAUCAAAAAAAUUCAGCAAGGAAGCAAUUGCACAGAUGGUCUCAGGGGCUCCAUAUUUACUCCUCUUUUCUGUGGAAAGACUGGAUAAUAGGCUGGGUUUCUUCCAAAAAGAACUUGGACUCAAUUCGCAAAAGACCAGAGAUGUAGUAACUCGUCUUCCAAGGUUACUGACUGGCAGUCUUGAGCCUAUUAAAGAAAAUCUGAAGGUGUAUGAGCUGGAACUUGGUUUUAGUAAGAAUGAAAUUCGGCAUAUUGCACACAGAAUCCCCAAGAAUUUAGGUAUAAGCAAAAGGAAGCUAACGGAGAUCUUUGACUACGUGCACAACGUCAUGGGCAUUCCCCACAGCCUGAUGGUUCAUUUUCCUCAGGUUUUUAAUUCAAAGCUGCUGCGAAUCAAAGAAAGACACAUGUUUCUUAAAUUCAUUGGAAGAGCACAAUAUGAUCCAAAACAGCCCAAUUAUAUCUCCUUAGAAAAACUGAUAUCCCUGCCAGAUGAUGUGUUCUGCACAGAAGUUGCCAAAGCAGAAAAACAAGACUUUUGCAUUUUCUUGAAAACACUGUAAAAGAAAAGAAAAAAACUUUGUUAAUAAAAUAAAUCUGAAG
Molecule: messenger RNA, 2011 nt
Organism: Podarcis raffonei (Aeolian wall lizard)
Lineage: Eukaryota; Metazoa; Chordata; Lepidosauria; Squamata; Lacertidae
Gene: MTERF3
Product: mitochondrial transcription termination factor 3
Exons: 8
Coding region: 517-1971 (484 amino acids)
Biological process (GO): regulation of DNA-templated transcription; mitochondrial ribosome assembly
Cellular component (GO): mitochondrion
Molecular function (GO): double-stranded DNA binding
Source: RefSeq, a predicted model, not a curated record